This is a messenger RNA of Miscanthus lutarioriparius, 321 nucleotides long. The record is from the annotation of a GenBank genome assembly. NCBI's taxonomy places the organism in Eukaryota, Viridiplantae, Streptophyta, Magnoliopsida, Poales, Poaceae.
AUGGAGAAGAAGCGGGUGGUCAUCGUCGGAGCAGGCGUCAGCGGCCUCACGGUGUGCAAGCACCUCCUGGAGCUCGGCUGCCAGCCGACCGUCUUCGAGGCCGACACCAUGCUCGGCGGCGUGUGGGCGCGCGCCAUGGCCAGCACCAAGCUCCAGACGCCGCGGUCCAUGUACCAGUACUCCGACUUCCCGUGGCCGGAGAGCGUGACGGAGGAGUUCCCGAGCCACCGCCAGGUGGCGGCGUACCUCGACGCGUACGCGCGCCACUUCGGCAAGCUCAGCUGCGUCCGCUUCGGCCACCGGGUGGUCGGCAUGGAGUAG